Messenger RNA from Parasteatoda tepidariorum (common house spider), 881 nucleotides. It is a transcript of the gene Coa7, whose product is annotated as Cytochrome c oxidase assembly factor 7. Lineage: Eukaryota; Metazoa; Arthropoda; Arachnida; Araneae; Theridiidae. Gene Ontology annotation, cellular component: mitochondrial intermembrane space. Gene Ontology annotation, molecular function: protein binding. The record is from RefSeq and is a predicted model, not a curated record.
AACUGUAACUGUUUUUGUUGUGUAAUGUUUAUAAACUUUGUUAUGGUCGGUUUGAGGUGAAAGUCAGUUCACUUAAAUUAACUAAAAUGACGUUCAAGCUUGAAACUGAAGAAGAAUUAAAGGAAUAUAUUGACAAACUUGGUAUAGAAUAUAAAUUCUCUUGUUUCAAAGAGAAAGACCCUGAAGCAUGCCACUUAUUGGGCGACUAUCAAGAAGCUGUAAAGAAAGACUUUGAAGGUGCUGCCAAAAUCUUUAAAUCAAACUGUGAUGAGCGUCAACAUAAGAAAAGUUGUUACAAAUUUGCAACUUUUAGUUAUCUUGGAAAAGGUUGUGAAGCCAACAAUCACGUUUCCUAUGAUUAUUACAAAAAAUCAUGUGACUUAGGAUAUAGUAAUGGUUGUUUAAAUACUGGUGUAAUGCUGUCUAGUCCUGAGAAAGAUCCGCAAACUGGUGAACCUUUUAUAAAAACUGAUUAUGUGACUGCUUUGACGUAUUUGGAAAAAGCUUGCACAGCGAAAGUUGCAACAGCUUGUUUCCUUGCGAGUGGUCUGUACAUUAAAGGGGCUGAAGGAGUACCUCAGGACAAAGUUAAAGCUUCCCAAUUAGCUAAAGAUGCAUGUGAUGGUGGAAACAUAUAUGCUUGUAUGAAUGUAAGCCAAAUGUAUAAAAGAGGCGAUGGAGUUGCAAAAGAUGAAACCCUAUCUACCCAGUACAAAGAAAAGGCUAAAGAAUUAAGAGAUGAUGCUAAGAAAAAGCAAUCUUUAGGACUUCAACAGUAUACUUAAAAAAUUAAAAGGUAGAUUAAUCAAUUUAAAUGUUAAUGUUUUAGUCAUUGGAAGUAUAUGUAAAUAGGUUUUAAAUAAAAGAAAUUGUUAAUUUCA